Messenger RNA from Pelodiscus sinensis (Chinese soft-shelled turtle), 2821 nucleotides. The record is from RefSeq and is a predicted model, not a curated record. Lineage: Eukaryota; Metazoa; Chordata; Testudines; Trionychidae.
UAUUUAUUGAAGAGAUUGAAAUGACUUUGUGUAUGUAAUGGGAGAGUCAGUAGAUCUAGCUGCUGUUCCCAGUUCUACUGUUGAAUCAUUUUGUGUCUGUGAUUCAAGUGUUUUCUCUUUUUGCAGAAAAAGGUGAUGGGGGAGGAGGGAGUCCUUGAUUUUUGUGCCUUUAGCUGCCUGUGAUCUGAUUUUUCAUAGGUUCUGAGCACUUACAGUUCCCAGCAUAGUCAGUGAAAGCCACCAGUAUUAGUACCUAUGAAAAAUAGCUCAUUCAUGUAGUUAGCUAAAUAUGGAUUACAGUGCUUAAUUUUGGUAUCCAAGAUUGAAGGUUUGUGGGUGAGAUGUCCAAAGUUAGUCAUACAGAAUUUGAGACAUGCACAGUGAGUACCUCUGAAAAUUUGCAUCCAGACAUCUUUGUGAAUCCAUUUAGACAUCAGUAAUAAUGUGCAUUGUAAUUGUCUAAUGAGAGGCAUGGUGUUAUGAUUAAUUACUGAUUAUAAAGUUCUUCGAAAUUCUCAGAUAUAAAGUACAGUUUUCUAAUAUACUUCACUUCUUCUUUGCUACAGGUUCCAGUAACCCCUUUAGAGGAUGACUGAUUUCUUUUGGUGUUCAGAGUCAAUACUAUUUUCUAGCACCAUUUGAAAUCGGUUAUAGUGACAGGGGAAUUGCAUCCUGUGAGUUUCUGCCGCAGAGAGGCUCUAAGGAGAAUCUUCAAUGUUAUUACUCAGAAAUGUACUAGAAAACUAGAGCAGGUGCACAAGCUCCUGAACACACAAAUAUUACACUUACUUAAGUUGUAAUAGUGUAUGGCUGAUUUAGAUCUUGUUGUGACUCACCUCUUUAGAGAGACAGCACCAUCUGGGGGAUAUCACUAACAACUAUAAGUUGAAAGAUACUGGUUGUAUUCCCAUCUGUGCCAUAUAAAUGUAGGAACAUAAGCAUGGAUGACCAUGCUGGGUCAGACCAGUGGUCCGUCUAGCCCAGAAUUCUGUCUCCCACUGUGACUGAUUUAAGUGAUAGGUUACCUACUGUAGUGAGAAGUUCUGCAAUUUCUCUGAGCUCCUUCAGAAUUCUUGGGUGAAUACCAUCUGGUCCUGGUGACUUAUUAAUGUUUAUUUUAUCAUUUUGUUCCAAACCCGCUGUGAUACUGCACCCCGUAUUCUUCAUAGUGAUAUUGGUAUGACAUAAUCAUGACAUCGCUAUGAUGUAUUUCAAGCAAGAUAAGUCAUGUCAGGUGUCUUUGGAAAGGUUAUGAUUUGCUCAAUAUGAUUAUUCUAUUUGUAUACAUGUAUCAGUUAUGAAUAUUAACUAUCUGCAUUUCAAAUAUAGUUACACCUGAGGAAUGCCCACUAGAUAAGAUGAUUUGAAUAUAGAUAAAUUUGUUGAUUUUUUUUUUAAGUUUAUUUAUAGACUAACAAAACAUGUAGAUGGUAUCAUAAGCUUUUGUGGGCACAGCCCACUUCUUCAGAUGACCAGAGUAUAGAUAGUUGGUUGGGAAGGGCCACAGAAAAACAAUUAGAGAAAAACAAUAGGCUUUAGGAGAAUCCUGUCUUCAAUGUGGUGAGCCUUCCUGUGAACACUGGAUGAUGAUGAUGAUUGAUGACUGAUAUGAAUGAUGACUAUGAUUCUGCAACAACACCGGGACACCAAUUCCGACUGGUGGGAUCAGAUCAUCAUGGAGCACUGGGAUGACCAGCAAUGGCUCCAGAACUUCCACAUGUGGAAAGACACCUUCAUGGAGCUGUGCGAAUGGCUCACCUCUGCCCUCACACAAUGGGACACCCACAUGCAACCCGCCAUCCCCCUCCAGGAGCAGAUCACCAUUGCUAUUUGGAAGCUUACUAUGCUGGACAGCUACUGCUCCAUCGGGAACCAAUUCAGUGUUGGGAGAUCAACUGUUGGGGUUGUGGUCGUGCAGGUAGUGAGGGCCAUCAACACCACCGUUCUGCGCAGGGUCAUCAUCCUGGGCAAAGUUGACCCCAUUGUCGCCGGCUUUGCCCCCAUUGGCUUCCCCAACUGCUGGGGAGGGACAUUGACAGCACUCAUAUCCCCAUCUGGGCUCCCGACCACUGGGCAUCGGACUACAUUAACGUCCAGUACUUUUCCGUGGUCUUGCAGGCCCUCGUGGACCAGUGGGUCUGGUUCACCGACAUUAACGUCGGGUGGUCGGGGAAGAUGCAUGACACCCACCUCUUUAGGAACUCCAGCCUGUUCCGAAAGAUGCAUGCUAGCACUUUUUUCCCCGACUGCACCAUCCAGUUGGGGACAUGGACAUGCCGAUGUGCAUCAUAGGAAACGCAGCCUACCCCUUGUUCCCCUGACUAAUAAAGCCUACACAGGACACUUGGACCCCACCAAGGAACAUUUUAACACCAGGCUCAGCAGCACCUGCAUUUUGUGAGGGCGCCUUCAGCCAUCUCAAAGGGAGGUUCUGCUGUCUCCUUACCCAGCUGGACCUCGGCAAGCAGAAUGUCUCCCAAGUGGUCUUGUCCUGCUGUGUCCUGCACAACCUGUGCAAAAAUGAGGGAGAGACAUUCCUGCCAGGAUGGGGUGCAGAGGCAGAGCGGUUGGCCAGGGUCUUUGAGCAGCCACACAUGGCUGCCAUCCAGCAGGCUCAUCAGGGAGCUGUGUGCAUCUAGAAGGCCCCGAGGGAGAGUUUCAGACAAGGACACGUGACACUCCCCAGGGCCUCCCCACAAGGGGCCUCUGCAGUGCUCCUCUGUUCCUUCCUUCCCCUACCUCUCCCGUCCCCUGCCCUCCCUUCCCUUUCCUCUUCCCCUGCAGACAUAAUAAACCACACUUUUUGGUUUAGAACAAGAAA